AUGAAACGUAACCCCUUCAAGUGUCAUUACUCUCCGCAGAGGUCGCCACUGUUCUUCAGUCAAAAUUGGUUGGUGAAAAAACAUUUUUAUUAGCCAGAAAUAGCAGAUUUUAAAAGAGGAUGGCCAAUUACGUGAUGCGUCGUGCGCUGCUAGAUGCAGUCCGCGUACCCGUUGGAGCUCGCGCCAGCAGCGAACUCUCCAAGGUCGGUAACCGCGAAUGGGUGGGGUUCGGCUUCAACGGCCAGCCCAACUACGUCGACAGCGCCGCCUUCCCGCUGCCCGCUGUGAGGUUCCGCCCCGACACCCCUGACAUUAAGGUCCUCCGCGAAAAGGAGAAGGGCGACUGGCGCAAGUUGACCCUGGAGGAGAAGAAAGCGCUGUACCGCGCCUCCUUCUGCCAGACGUUCGCGGAGUUCCAGGCGCCGACGGGCGAGUGGAAGGCGGUGGUGGGCUGGGGACUGGCGCUCGCCUCCGUCUCCGUCUGGAUCUACCUCGGCAUGAAGAUCUUCGUGUACGGCGCGCUGCCGGAGUCGCUGAGCGACGAGAACCAGAAGGCGCAGCUGCGGCGGAUGCUGGACCUCAAGGUCAACCCGGUAGACGGACUCGCCUCCAAGUGGGACUACGAGAACAACCGCUGGAAGUAAAUCGUUUGGCGUUGGUAUGGUGCUGUGCCACGGCUUUGGUCGAUAGAGUAGACAAUUGUAAUAUAAGCAAAUAUCUGUAAGAUAAUAAAUAUGUGAUUCCAAUCA
Molecule: messenger RNA, 749 nt
Organism: Plodia interpunctella (Indianmeal moth)
Lineage: Eukaryota; Metazoa; Arthropoda; Insecta; Lepidoptera; Pyralidae
Product: cytochrome c oxidase subunit 4 isoform 1, mitochondrial-like
Exons: 6
Coding region: 120-644 (174 amino acids)
Biological process (GO): mitochondrial electron transport, cytochrome c to oxygen
Source: RefSeq, a predicted model, not a curated record